GAAUCCGCCGUAUUACCGCAAACUCGUUUCCGGGACAUCAAUCGGAAUCUGCAAGCAUUGGAUCUUGACAAUUCCAGGCGCUUCAAUCCAUUCAUGGCAGCUUUUGGAGUGCGAGUGAGCUCGACACCGCUCACUGUUGAAGGUCAUCGUCGGGGUGCGCCACAAGUUAUAUAUUCCGAUGCGGGAGGCAGAGGUGGCAUCAUCAACAUUGAUUCAAGAAAUGCGAACUGGCGGAUGACCGGCAAGGAAUAUCUCAUAGUGGCACAGCUCAGCUGCUGGUUCAUUCUUUACGACGAACAAAAAGAUGAAAAAAUGGUCUUGACAUUCACUGAUUGCCUGCUGCGUGAAUGCCGUAAAAGGGGAAUCAGAAUGGUUGAUCCAAUCAUCAAAAAUGUGGCGUUUGAAGAUCUGGAGAACUCCUUCAAGCAGAUUCGUGACAUGUACCGUAACCAGCAGCCGUUUGUGAUUUAUGUCGAUUCCCGCGACGGCACCCACGGUUUCUUUUUCUAUGCUUGA
Messenger RNA from Gongylonema pulchrum, 516 nucleotides. NCBI's taxonomy places the organism in Eukaryota, Metazoa, Nematoda, Chromadorea, Rhabditida, Gongylonematidae. The record is from the annotation of a GenBank genome assembly.